Molecule: messenger RNA, 1545 nt
Organism: Penicillium vulpinum
Lineage: Eukaryota; Fungi; Ascomycota; Eurotiomycetes; Eurotiales; Aspergillaceae
Exons: 2
Coding region: 1-1545 (514 amino acids)
Molecular function (GO): thiosulfate-cyanide sulfurtransferase activity
Source: RefSeq, a predicted model, not a curated record
AUGACCGGCCUCUCUCCAUCAUUGUGCUCGGCUCAGGCCUUUUCAUAUCCUCACAUACCAGGCGCUGAAGUGCUAUCAAUACAAGCUUCCCAAGUCUCAAAUGUAUCCGAAUACAUUCCAGAGUGGUACUAUUACAACCACGGCAGUGUGACAGCCAAAAACCUCAACUUCUGUAAUGUCACAGUGACCUAUAAACACAACGCCAAAAAUGACACCAUCAACGUCGGCGUUCUUCUGCCCAGCAACUCCUGGAAUGAGCGACUACAAGGAAUUGGAGGGAAUGGCUAUACAGCCGGGCUCUCAUCCAUAACAGCAUAUGGAAUGAUCGCAGCAGCUACGGAAGGCUACGUCGCCAUCUCAACCGAUGGCGGCCACACAAGCGACGACCCUGCCGACUGGGGUCUUCUGGAAAACGGAAUGCCAGACUAUGAUGCCAUUUAUAACUUUGGCAUUGCUUCUCUUGGCGAUGCUGCCAUCAUUGGAAAGAGCUUGGCAGAGAGUGUAUAUGGAUCGAAACCCAAAUACUCUUAUUGGACUGGGUGCUCACAAGGCGGCCGACAGGGUCUAGCGCUCGCCCAGCAAUAUCCUGAAGCAUAUGAUGGGAUUGUUGCUUCUGCCCCGGCAAUUCAUUGGCCACAACUGUCGAUUGGAGGAUACUGGGCUCAGUUCAUCAUGAACCAGCUCAAUGAAUAUCCACACCCUUGCGAGAUCGAAGCUGUGACGGACGCUGCACUAUCCACCUGUGAUAGCGCUGACGGCGUCGUGGAUGGGAUAAUCUCGGACCCGGACUCAUGUGUCUUUGAUCCGUUUGCUCUAGUGGGAACCCAAAUCAACUGUAGUGAUACUGGCUCUCAGUUGAGAAUCUCGGCAGCUACUGCGAAGGUUAUCAAUGCUACCUGGACCGGAGCACAAAACUCACAGGGCAACUUCUUGUGGCAUGGCUUCAAUCCCGGGACUAAAUUGACCGGAGAAAAUACCCCGGCAAAUACAAAGUGUGCCAACGGGACAUGCACUGCGGUAUCCAGCCAGCUGUAUGAUCGAUGGGCUCAGGUGUUUGUCGAGCAUAACUUGAACUUUACCCUGAGUAACAUCACACACCAAAAAUAUGACCACAUUUUCCGAAAGUCUGUCCAGCAAUGGAAUUCGGUCUUUGGGACGAAUAACCCAGAUCUGUCGAAAUUCCGUGACGCUGGGGGAAAGAUGCUUACAUAUCAUGGCUUGAUGGACGAGGUAAUUCCUCCAAACGGCACGAGGUCAUAUUACGAAGCGGUAGCUGGCGGCGACUCGAGUGUUCAUGAGUACUAUAAGUUGUUUGAAGCUCCAAUGAUGGGACAUUGCUUUGGCACCAAAGGAGGAUAUCCUUCUACUAUGUUCGACAGCCUUGUCGCGUGGGUCGAGUCUGGCAAUGCUCCUACAAGUCUUCCAGUGAAAUACUCCCCGGAAAAUGGGAAGACAUACGAUAGAAUCCUGUGCCCAUACCCCCAACGAGCGAAGUACAAAGGAACUGGGGAUAUAAUGUCUGCCGAUGCUUUUUAUUGUGCCUAA